AUGCCGCCGCCUCCCUCCCUUCCGGUGCUUCCGGCGGCGCCGAACCCCGCCGCCGUGCUCCACGCCGCGCUCCUCAGAUCCUCCCCUUCCCGCCUCCCUCCCCGCCUCUCCUUCAACUCCCUGCUCGCCGCCGCCUCCACCUCCUCGCACCCCCGCCUCCGCUCCCUCGCCCUCCCGGCCCUCGCGCUCGCGCACCGCUGCCCCGCCGCCGCCGGCCCGCUCGACUCCUACGCGCUCUGCUCCGCGCUCCGCCACGCCUCCGCCGCCGAGGCGGGGCCCCUCCACGCGCUCGCCGCGAGGUCCGGGUGGCUCGGCAGCGUCUUCGUGUCCUGCGCGCUCGCCGCGUCCUACGGCGGGUCCGGCCGGUUCCUGGACGCCCGCAGGCUGUUCGACGAAAGCCCCGUCAGGAAUGGCGUCUUCGGGAACGCCGUUCUCGCGGCCUACGUGAGCGCGGGGAAGUGGGCUCCGGCUCUGGAGUUCGCGAGGAGGUUUCCGGAGUAUGGGCUGCCGGCCGACGGGUACACGAUGACGGCCGUGGUGAGGGCCUGCGGAGAGACGGCGAAUGGUGAUCUGGGUGGAGAGGCGCACGGGCAUGCGAUCAGGAGGGUCAGAGGUGUGGGGUCCGACGUGUUCCUGAUCAGCGCGCUCGUGGACAUGUACGCCAAAUGCGGGCUCAUUGGACACGCGGAGCGGGUGUUCAGGCUGGCGCUGUGGGGCAACGCUGGUGGAGACGAUGUUGUGCUAUGGACGGCGAUGCUGAAUGCUUAUGGGCGGCAUGGGAAGUGCAAGGAGGUUAUCCAGACUUAUGACCAGAUGGUGGCUUCCGGGGUCUGGCCUGACGAUCUGGCUAUUCUGGCCGUGCUCUCAGCAUGCCAGCAUGCUGGGGAUGUUGCCAAGGGGCUCAAGUAUUUCGAGUCUAUGCGCGCAGAUUACGGGCUGGUGCCUGCACCAGAGCACUACAGUUGUGUGGUCAACAUGCUAUGCCGGGCAGGAGAAGUAGCCAGGGCAUGGGAGAUCGCUAGCAGGAAGGAAUGUGGAGGUAAUAUCGGCGUGUCUACAUGGGGCGCUCUUCUCAGUGCUUGCUGUGAUUGCCGCAAUGUUGAGCUCGGGAGACUGGCAGCUCGGAAGGCAAUUGAACUGGAGCCUAGGAAUGUUGGGAUUUAUGUCGAGCUGUCAAAUUUGUAUGCGAAUGCUGGCUUGUGGGAGGAGAUUAACAAGCUGCGGGAGGUGAUGAAGGACAGGGGUUUCGAAAAGAAUGUCGGAUCUACCUGGGUUGAGCAGAAUUCUUGA
Molecule: messenger RNA, 1290 nt
Organism: Triticum turgidum subsp. durum (durum wheat)
Lineage: Eukaryota; Viridiplantae; Streptophyta; Magnoliopsida; Poales; Poaceae
Source: the annotation of a GenBank genome assembly